Messenger RNA from Paramecium tetraurelia, 963 nucleotides. RefSeq lists its product as uncharacterized. The transcript has 6 exons. NCBI's taxonomy places the organism in Eukaryota, Ciliophora, Oligohymenophorea, Peniculida, Parameciidae. Gene Ontology annotation, molecular function: protein binding. The record is from RefSeq and is a predicted model, not a curated record.
AUGGGCAUCUGCAAGAGCUUACCAGAAUCUACUGAAGAUCUACCCACCAUGGAUUCAAGUGGGCACAAACAAACUGAAAUGCUCGUCAAAGAAGACCCCUCCCCCACUUACGAUGAGAAUAAAAUCAUUGUCAUAUAAGCACUCUACAGAGGUCAUAAAGUUCGUAAAUCCCUCAUGACCACUUUGCACUCCCCAGAGACUUCAGCACCAACCCAAGUGGAACAAUCCAAAUUCUGUUUCGACACCCAUUAACUCCCUGAUUCCGAUUCGACUUCAAUAUUAAUGAAGAACGGAGCCAUCUACAAAGGAGAAUGGAAGGAUGGCAAAGCUAAUGGAAAAGGUAAAUAUUCAUUCCAAGAUAGCUAUGUCGAAGGAACUUGGGCUUCCAAUGAGCUCCAAGGACAAGCCAUCUAUGUCAAUGGCACAGAGACUUACAAGGGAUCAUGGCUUGACAGUAUGUUCCAUGGAAUUGGCGAGUAUGUCUAUUCAGAUGGUCGCAUUUACUAAGGAGAAUGGAAAAAGGGAUUACAACACGGCAUGGGCAAAGAGAUAUACAAUGACAGAUCCAUUUAUGAAGGGAAAUUCAAGGAGGGAAUGAAAAAUGGACUUGGAAUCAUUAGAUUAGCCGAUGGUUGUGUUUAUGAAGGAGAAUUUGAAAAUGAUCAAUUUCAUGGUUAUGGAUCAUUUAUAUGGCCAGAUAGGAAGAUGGUUUUUGAAGGCUAUUGGAAAAAUGGAACCAAACACGGAAAUGGUACGAUGAAAUGGGGUGAUGGACGAAUCUAUACUGGUCAAUAUUCGGAAGGACUUAAACAUGGAUAUGGAGAAAUGCUAUAUAGUGAUGGUCGUUGUUACAAGGGACAAUGGAAGUAAGGAUUGUAAGAUGGAAUUGGGAUAUUUGUUUCUAAGGAAGGGAAUGAAAGGAAAGGAGUUUGGAUGAAAGGAAAACUAAAGAAAUGGUUUUGA